ACAGUCCAACAAAAAAAUUGGCCCCAAAAAGAACAGGGACGCUAUAAAACUUGGCUACUUCGUUAGUUGGAAAGUACGUUUUCAAGAACCAUUACGCACUUAACCAUGGAGAAACCCGAAGUGAUGACACCAAAAAGUCUCGAUGACCUGAUCAAAUUGCUGCAUAAACUCUUUGAAAGUGACAAAAUCAAUGUGGAGGAGGUGCAACAAAUAAUGGAGGCAUAUGACAGCAAUCCACAGGAGUGGAAGAAAUUUGCAAUGUUUGACCCGACCAGGUACACAAGGAACCUGGUGGAUGAAGGGAACGGAAAGUUCAACCUCAUUUUACUCUGCUGGGGAGAGGGUCAGGGCAGCAGUAUCCAUGACCACACAGACUCCCACUGUUUCAUGAAGAUGCUGCAAGGCGAACUGAAGGAGACGUUGUUUCAAUGGCCCAAUAACAAAACACAGGAUGUUGGUGACAUGGUUCAGAAAUCUCAGAGAAUUCUGAAAGAAAACCAGUGUGCCUACAUCAAUGAUUCCCUUGGGUUGCACAGAGUAGAGAACGACAGUCACACCGACGGUUCGGUCAGUUUGCACCUGUACAGUCCCCCCUUCGACACCUGCCAGACUUUUGACGAGCGCACAGGACACAAGAACACUGUCAAGAUGACGUUCUGGAGCAAAUUUGGAAAGAGGACUCAAUCUGAAACAACAGUCUCACAAGAAAACAACUGAGGCGCAGAAGAAAACAAUUGCGCUUGGAAUGAUAGUGUUGUCAAAUAGAGUCAACAUGAAGCUGCAAAUAAGUAAAAUUCAUACCUAGAUAUAUAUAUAUAUAUAGGGGAUCUUAAUUUGAGCCAGUUUGCUACAGAAUGAAAAUGAUUCUGCAGCAACAGGAAAUGUGACCUGUGUAACGACACUUUUGUACCGUUACGGCAUAUGGCUGAAGUGUAUUAUGUAUGAGUGGAACUAGGUUGUCUAUUACAUCAAGGAAUGGCAUCAACAGUUUUACACUUCUAUUGAAGUUAUUGAUUUUUACAAAAAAUUGUCUUAAUUAACACUUGUCAAAAUGGUGAUGUAACAUUACAUUUUUUUGUGCAGUUAAAUUAGUGGCAAUUUACAUUAGGAAAAUGGAAAGCUUUAUAUGGGGCAGCAGGGUAGCCUAGUGGUUAGUGUUGGACUAGUAACCAAAAGGUUGCAAGUUCAAAUCCCCGAGCUAACAAGGUACAAAUCUGUUGUUCUGCCCCUGAACAGGCAGUUAACCCACUGUUCCUAGGCCGUCAUUGAAAAUAAGAAUUUGUUCUUAACUGACUUGCCUAGUUAAAUAAAGGUAAAAUACAUGUAUAAUUUGAAAAUGUGAUCCCUGUCAUUGCUAUUUCCAGAGUGUUUUGCUUUUUGGGAUGAGAAGGGGUGUUAAUUGGCAUUAACUAUUUCAGUGUCACUCUUGAAUGUGUUUCAUUGUUUAAACCUCGAUAUAAGGAGACUUGUCAAGGAUUGCGGUUGUUUUUAUUAUAACCCAAUGUUCAGAAGAACAAGGCACUCACUUUUUCCUUUUGCAAGUUUUUAAAAAAUGUAGCUUAAUUUAGAUAGCAUUGUCAGUUAAAAUGAAUAAUACAGUAUAAGAUAUAGUGAAUGAUAAGCCUUGCAUUGACUGACCAUUAAAUAUUUUAAAUCAUGA
This is a messenger RNA of Oncorhynchus mykiss (rainbow trout), 1660 nucleotides long. It is a transcript of the gene cdo1, whose product is annotated as cysteine dioxygenase, type I. Gene Ontology annotation, molecular function: ferrous iron binding; cysteine dioxygenase activity. The record is from RefSeq and is a predicted model, not a curated record. NCBI's taxonomy places the organism in Eukaryota, Metazoa, Chordata, Actinopteri, Salmoniformes, Salmonidae. Gene Ontology annotation, biological process: L-cysteine catabolic process.